GAGAGAGAGAGAGAGAGAGUGGAGAGGGAGAGAGAGAGGGAACUGGAAGAAGCUGAACCAGCCUGGUGAACUGAUGACCCGGCGAUCACAGCAGUCAAACAGAGCAGAGAGAGACACUAUUCAUUGAGCCCCCUCCCCACACACACAGUGUCAGAACCAGGGGAGGACACAGAGAGAGACAGAGACACGGACGUGGAUCCUGUGGCACGAGAGAGACACAGACCCCACCACAGCUGCCGUCAGAAGGACACACAACUCAACGGCGCUACACCAACUGUGACCAACAUCCAAGCCCUGGACUUGGGGAGAGGGCGAGCGAGCACUAGAAGACACGAAAGGGAGAGGGAAUUGAGAGAGAGAGAGCUAGAGAGAGUGAGAGAGGGAGAGAGAGGGAAGAGAGAGCGCUAGAGAGAAAAAGAGAGAGAGAGAGAAGGAGAGAGAGAGAGAGAGGCACUCACAGAGUGGACGCCUUCAAAUGAGAAUUCAAGUACUCAGAACGAGGGAGAUGUUUAGAGGUAACAGUAACUAACAGAAAACUGAAUUCAAUAAAAAAAACCUCUUCUCUCGCUUGGAUCUGGCUGUAGGAGUUCAACGGACCAGAGCAGGAACAAACCAAAAGAAACCAAAAGAGAAAAAGACAACUGUGACCCGGUCGUCGUGAGAACAGAGAACGGUUUGACCGAAGGAGACGCAGGAUGGCCAACUCGGGGCUCCAGCUACUGGGCUACUUCUUGGCGCUGGGCGGAUGGAUAGGGAUCAUCUCCACCACGGUGCUGCCCCAGUGGAAGCAGUCGUCGUAUGCAGGCGACGCCAUCAUCACGGCCGUGGGGCUGUACGAGGGGCUGUGGAUGAGCUGUGCCUCCCAGAGCACGGGGCAGGUGCAGUGCAAGAUCUUCGACUCCAUGCUCUCCCUGGACAUCCACAUCCAGACGUGCCGGGCCCUGAUGGUGGUGGCGGUGCUGCUGGGCUUCAUCAGUAUCAUCGUCAGCGUGGUGGGCAUGAAGUGCACCAAGGUGGGCGACAACAACCCCGCCACCAAGACCCGCAUCGCCGUCUGCGGAGGGGCCCUCUUCGUGCUGGCAGGUGUGUGCACGCUGGUGUCAGUGUCCUGGUACGCCACUCAGGUUUCCUACCAGUUCUUCAACCCAAAUACGCCGCUCAAUGCCAGGUAUGAGUUUGGCUCCGCCCUCUUCGUGGGCUGGGCAGCGGCCAGUCUUACGGUACUGGGCGGGGGCUUCCUGUGCUGCUCCUGCUCCAGUGAGGACAGGCGAGGGCAGCAGUACUACCGCCAAUCACAGCCUUCAACAGCCAGGGAGGCAGAGUUGUUGAGUGAAACUAGUUUCCCCGACUGAUUCGCCCUCUCCCCUCGCCUUCUUAUCGAAGGACUGUCUGCAUUCCCACUGCCGCACUCCCAAUACAACUCCAUCCACCCCACCUUCUGUCUCCAUCCUAGAACCCCCCCACCCAAAUACGUGACCCGUGCCCACCCCUCCUUCUCCCACAACAGUGUACUGUAUAGGGGCCAUGUUAUCUUUCCUUCUCACAAGUUUGUCUCCAGCUACUUCCCGAAAAAGAAAAAAAACACCCCAAAGUCAUUUCAAUGUCUCUCCCCUCUUACGUGUUGCUCCCCCCCCCCCCCCCCCCCCCUCUGUAAAUAUGGAUCCUUAAUAUUUAUACAGCUUUUAUUUUGAAAGAUAAAUAGAAGCCGGCUUUUCCUUCCUUCACCUCAACCAAUGGACUCACUGCACUGUGAGGCUCCAUGUUUCACCCUUGACCCUCCAUCAUUUACUGAACUUUACUUAUCUCCACUAAAGAGCUGUUCUCCAUCCACUUGUGAUUUCACAUGUAUCCUAUGACUUCUGGGUACCUGUUCUGAUUUGAUGUUUUGUUGAGGUUCUCUCUGUUCUAAGCGGAUGUGUCUCGCUGUACAGUGACUGAAACCUGUUUCUUUUUUCCCCUUUUCUGAAUUGCAGAGCAAAUGUAAAAAGUUCCCCGCCAGAGAAAAGGGAGCAGUACUUGUAGUUUGGGAGAGACUUCUGGCCUUACCAUGUUUUAUAGAUUGUGGCAAGAUAAAGAAAACGGUCUUACUGAGAAACGCCCAAACACACAAGCGGACAAACAAUUUGAACCGGCUCCAGAUGAGGUUUAACCAGCAGCACUCCCUACGCCCCAUACCGCUAAACUAUUCCACAGUCGUCCCCCCAAAAAAAACAUAGAAAGUAAACAUGUUGUACUUACUCUGAGAGCCAUUCUGAAAGAGAAAUGCCUUUCUUUUUGUUUUGCCUUGUCUGUUUUGUUGUCUUCAGGACGGACAUUCAUUCAGGGUCUUUUUCUAAACAAAUGUUAAAAUGCCCAGGUGUAUAUCGCACCUGUUAUACUCUUUACUCUUUUUUUUUUACUACAUAUAUAAUGUUUUACUACUGUGCCUUAUAACAAGUGUUUGUGCACAACUCUUUGUGACUACAUGGUCACCCAAACCCGACGCAUCUGGAGGUGUUGUUUGUCAGUUGCUCCUCUGCAAGUCGUCAUUUAUUUCUUUAUUUAAAAAUCUACCGAAAGACACACAAUAACCAUGUUAUCGGCAUGUCACGGUGGACUUUAUUGUGUAGCUAAUCUACCACGUAUAUACACACACACAACAAAGCGAUACCGACGCCACAAUGUGCAGAGAGAAAAGGGGCUUGGUUUUAUGUGUAGUCUUUUUUUUGUGUCACCUGGAUUGAGGAUAUGACCAACACAGCUUUUUGUGUAUUUUCUUUCUUUUUAAUGUUUGGUUUUGUUGUUCAAGUGCCAAUUAGUAUUUUUUUGUAUGAGUGCGCCCUUUGUUUGGUGGUGAUGACUUUAGAGACCGUACUGUACGGUGUGCUCCCAGCCUCCCGCGCCACCGGCCACCAGACCUGUACUGAAGGAACGCCUUGUUUUCUGCUGAGUGGAAUUGGGUCCAGUAUCCCCCCCUCCUCUUUCUGAUGUCUUCAUUUUAAUUACCAAUGUGAUUGUUCUCCCUGUCUAAUACUUAGCUCCUCCUACCCCGUUUGUGUAUAUGAACUCAUUUACAAUGUAGCCAUUAUUGUCUGUUUCUUUUAGAAUGAAGUAAACAGGGGAAUAAAAAAAGGAAAUAAAACUGCGA
Messenger RNA from Gadus morhua (Atlantic cod), 3127 nucleotides. It is a transcript of the gene cldn19, whose product is annotated as claudin 19. Gene Ontology annotation, cellular component: membrane; bicellular tight junction. The transcript is spliced from 5 exons. The record is from RefSeq and is a predicted model, not a curated record. Bases 696 to 1352 code for a protein of 218 amino acids. NCBI's taxonomy places the organism in Eukaryota, Metazoa, Chordata, Actinopteri, Gadiformes, Gadidae. Gene Ontology annotation, molecular function: structural molecule activity.